AGUAUUUCAAUUGGUUCUGCUGACAUCAAUCAAUUUACAUCACAUUAGUUGUUUUCAGCUCAUUAAAAGCUUCCCUGGAUUUAGGUUCCAGUCACUGUAUUUACCACCAGUACACCAGCACUGUGAGUUUGCCACUGACAAAGCUGUAUAUUCUACAGCUGAGAAGACACUGUAAAAAUGGAACUGGUUCUGACAAGACUUAAAGACUUCUCUUUGAAAUCUGCCACAUUCAACGACUGCAAAUCAGCAGAAAUUCCUUCUUUCAGAAAUUCCCAGGAUGACGAGGAAGAGAGCAGGCAGCAGAAGUUAGACAUUGAGAGUGCCUUGGCUUGGCUCAGAAAAGAACUGAUGGAGAUGCGCUCCCAGGACCAGAUGCUUAUUAAACAGUUGAUGGAACUUCAUAAUGGCAUCCAGGAAUUGAAACAGGAGUGUACUGAUGGAAAUGAUGUGGACUCUGAAAGCGAUACUGAGGACAGCAUCUAUUCCAGCUCAGGAGAUGUUUGUCCCAGUCCCUUCUCUGCAACAGCAUUGUACAUCUCCACCAGAAAGACCUCAAGCAGAAGAAGCUCAAUGCCUUAAUUGUGUCCUAUAGCAUGUAGGGUGUAAGGAAGAUGUUUUACUUUAAUAAUUUUCAGUAGACUUCGUAAAAUUCAGUAUAAUGCAGGAUUUAAAAUGCAGGUAAUUAAUGGAUGGUUCAUACACUCUGAUAAAUGCAUAUUAAAAGCCCAACUAUGUACAUAUUACAGAAACAAAUAUGGGUCUAAAGCAAUAGUCGAUGUCAUAUAAUACUAUUAUGGCUUUCAAACAAAUUCAUUUAAACUGUAAUUUGUGAUGGGAGAGGGUCAUUUUGUAAAUUUUCCAAAGAUGAAAUACUGUCAGCAAAUAAAGAAUUGUAAAUUACAAUAACAUACUUUACGGUAUUUGUUUGAAUAGUGUUCUAUUGUGAUAACCCAUCUGUGCUAGACAGGUGGAUUUGUUCACUGUCAUUUCUAAUUAGUUCUUGACAGAUACUCACUGUAUCACUGCAGGUGUUGAGUAUGCCACUUAAUAAAGAGCUUCAAAGACAUAUUUAUGUGUUUGCUUGUGUAAAUGGGAUUAUGCUUUUACAAGCACUUACAAACCUCAAUAUUUCAAGAAGUAAAGACAUUUUGAUGCCAACCUGACAAAGACACUGCUUCAUUUUUGUU
Molecule: messenger RNA, 1187 nt
Organism: Polyodon spathula (Mississippi paddlefish)
Lineage: Eukaryota; Metazoa; Chordata; Actinopteri; Acipenseriformes; Polyodontidae
Product: protein FAM167A-like
Exons: 2
Coding region: 178-579 (133 amino acids)
Source: RefSeq, a predicted model, not a curated record